ACAAUUUUGAGAAAAGUUUUACAGGAUUCUUUGAGGACCGUCGAGAUCCCAGCAUUACCUCCGAAAGUCAAUCGUUCCAAAAUUCAUAACAAUGGUGACAGAACGGUGGUCAACAGCCCCUUUCUUCCUUCUCUUUUCAAUUUUCCUGUCAGGUAUGGAUGCUGGUGAUGUAGUUCAAGCUCCCAAAAACAUUCAUAUAAUGCAAGGCCAGAGUGUGAUUUUGAACUGCUCCUUUCGUUUGCAAGGACUGGGUACCUACAGCUGGAGAAGGGACGACAUUCCCAUAGACUUUGACUCACCAAGAUACAAACAAAGAAUUACAAAAGCUGACGCUAAUGCUUUCAAGUUGAGGAAAGACGCAUCCAUUCAAAUUAAGAAUAUGACAGAGUGCGAUUCUGGCAGAUAUUUCUGUGAGAUUGAAAUAAUGGGGAAACAGAAGAGUACAGGCAAUGGAACCAUGGUUACUGUGGAACGGCACGCUUGUGACAAAGAAAGGCUUUUAAAAACCUUGCCAUUUGACUGGAUAUGGAUUGCAGUAGCAGGAGGAGUCACGCUGCUGGUCACUCUGUCGCUGCUUGUGGUAAUCAUAAUUCUUGCUCGACGAAACAAAGCAUACGCAUUGCUUGUCAGAGAAUGUUCCUCAUUCGAUUCUGCAAAAGAACAGGAAUUACCACAAAGGAACAAAGUGCGAAAUCCUGCCCAGCAUCAGCGUGAUGAUGCUUACUUUCACUGCCAUGGCAACGAACCCAAACGAAAGAAAAAACGCCCACAUCCUCCAAGGAGAAACGUGGAGUAGAUCUCGUUGUAAUUAAUUUAGUGUCAGACAUCUAGCUCAACCAUCUAACCUUAUCGAAAGAAAGUGUAAGAUAAGAAAGGAGCACAUUACUUCCAACAUUUGGGUUUUGUGCGUGAACUAGUUGUUGACCAUUUAUGUACAUGUUGAAUGAAAACUUAACUAUGUGACAUUCCUUCUUUUACAAUUUAACCUUCUUCAGUCUUUGGUAUACUGUUACCAAUAAGCAACUUAUUGUCAGCAAUAAUUGAUGCGAAUAAAAAGUUUAAUUCCACAAAAAUAAUUCCCAGUAACUGAAUAUUUGGAAAGAUUACCACAUAUAUGUGAUUUAUUUAUUCAAUUUAUUCCAUUUAUUAUUUGCAUUUUCUCCGUGCCAUAUGAGUUUGCCUUAUCAAUCUCAUGUUACAAGUGCUUCCUUCUUAGAUUUCUAUUUCGGCCAUGUACAGUCAUAUUUUCAAACCUGGCCAGGUCAAUGAGUUUCAAUCACAUAGUAAGGCGUCCUCACUGUAAAAAUAACAUUUGGCUAUGUAUGGUUUAUUGUGUCGUUGCACAAAUGCCUAGCAGAUAGCAUUUAGCACUGGUGCCCAAAUAUAUACUAUGGAUUAUCUGCAGGUUUUCAAACCUGACAGCUGGUGAAUGGAGAAGUCAUUUCAAAACCCAAGCUUUCACUAGCUAGUCUAGAAGAUGAGUGAAAAUGCCGUCCCGAACUGGGAAAAAACACACAAUAGAAUGUAUAUGCCAAUAAGUUGCUUCUAACUAACAACUGAAAAUAUGAUGUAAAGUAAAACAUACAGUUGAACUGAUGCAUAUCUACCUCUGUAUUGAGUUUAAAAUUUUAGACUCUUCAGUAGUACAUGAACAUUCUACAAGUAAAAGAUUACAAAACUGGAAUAUUAAAAUUAACUAUGUAUUGAGGUAGAUAUGUCACGACGGAGCAAAAUGUACCAGAUUGCUGUUAUAUGUUCUGUUAUUUUCAAAUUAUUUAUUGUGCAAAACAUUGCAUGAAUAAGUUAACAAGAAUGAUGUUUUCAUAUUUCAGUGUCUUUCUUUAUGGUGAUCAAAUGCCACAGGUGAUUUAUUGGUAACCCGUAUGGCUUAUGAAUAAAUAUUUUAUUCUGCAACAAAUGAGUGCUUAAAGUUAAAUAAGAGACUGAAACACAAGUUUAAAUGUAUGAAGUCAAUCUGCACUUUCACAAUGUGUAAAAUUCCAA
Molecule: messenger RNA, 2004 nt
Organism: Hemiscyllium ocellatum (epaulette shark)
Lineage: Eukaryota; Metazoa; Chordata; Chondrichthyes; Orectolobiformes; Hemiscylliidae
Product: myelin protein zero-like protein 1
Exons: 8
Coding region: 92-796 (234 amino acids)
Biological process (GO): positive regulation of natural killer cell mediated cytotoxicity; immune response-activating cell surface receptor signaling pathway
Source: RefSeq, a predicted model, not a curated record